GUGACCAUGGAGCCGCUGAGCGCAGCCAACGCCCUCUUCGCGCUGGACCUGUUCCGCGCCCUGAGCCAGGACGACCCCGCCGCCAACGUCUUCUUCUCCCCCUUGAGCAUCUCCUCGGCGCUGGCCAUGGUCUUCCUGGGCACGCGGGGCAGCACCGAGGCGCAGCUGGCCAAGACCCUCCAUUUCGACACGGUGGAGGAGAUUCACUCAAGAUUCCAGAGCCUGAACGCCGAUAUCAACAAACGUGGCGCUUCCCACAUUCUGAAACUCGCCAACAGGCUGUAUGGAGAGAAAACCUACAGCUUCCUCCCCGAAUUCUUAACUUUGACUCAAAAAAUGUACGGUGCUGAACUGGCUGCUGUGGAUUGGGUCAAAGGGCAGACAGAAGGGAAAAUUCCAGAACUGCUGGCCGCAGGGGUGGUUGACAGCAUGACCCAGCUGGUGCUGGUGAAUGCCAUCUACUUCAAAGGGAAGUGGCAGGAGGAAUUCUCAAAGCGGGCCACCAGGGAAGUCCCCUUCAGGCUGAAUAAGAAAGACACCAAAAAAGUGGACAUGAUGUAUCAGAAGAACAAUUUCCCCCUGGGCUACAUCCCGGCCCUGAAGUGCCGCGUGCUGGAACUUCCCUACCAGGGCCAGGAGCUCAGCAUGGUCAUCCUGCUGCCCGACGACAUUGAAGACGCUUCCACGGGCCUGAAGAAGAUCGAGGAGCAGCUGACUUUGGAGAACCUGACGGAGUGGACCCGGCCCGAGAACAUGCGCGUCGUGGAUGUCAACGUGCACCUGCCCAGGUUCAAGCUGGAGGAGAGCUACACCCUCAACGAGGCCCUGGCCCGCCUGGGGCUGCGCGAUCUCUUCGAUGAUGGGAGCAGUGACGACCUGUCGGACAGCGUCGACCUGUCGGGCAUGUCCGGGGUCCUGGAACUUUGCCUUUCCAAAGUGGUGCACAAGUCCUUCGUGGAAGUCAACGAGGAGGGCACCGAGGCAGCGGCGGCCACGGCCGUUGGCUUAGUGCCCUGUAUGGGGACGGUGUCCAGGAUAUACUUUGUCUGUGACCACCCCUUCCUCUUCCUCAUCCGUCACAAGGCCUCCAGCACCAUCCUGUUCAUGGGCAGGCUCUCCGCCCCCUGA
Molecule: messenger RNA, 1128 nt
Organism: Sorex araneus (European shrew)
Lineage: Eukaryota; Metazoa; Chordata; Mammalia; Eulipotyphla; Soricidae
Gene: SERPINB1
Product: serpin family B member 1
Biological process (GO): negative regulation of endopeptidase activity
Molecular function (GO): serine-type endopeptidase inhibitor activity
Source: RefSeq, a predicted model, not a curated record